Messenger RNA from Anopheles merus, 3604 nucleotides. RefSeq names its product transcription factor Sp9 (gene Sp1). Gene Ontology annotation, biological process: regulation of transcription by RNA polymerase II. The coding region runs from base 775 to 2904 and encodes 709 amino acids. Lineage: Eukaryota; Metazoa; Arthropoda; Insecta; Diptera; Culicidae. Gene Ontology annotation, molecular function: RNA polymerase II cis-regulatory region sequence-specific DNA binding; DNA-binding transcription factor activity, RNA polymerase II-specific. The record is from RefSeq and is a predicted model, not a curated record. The transcript has 5 exons.
CCGAGGCCCUAACCGCACACACAACGCUCGCGCGCGCUCUACUGGCGCACGGUGGUUUUUUGCGCUCGGCACUUUGCUCUGCACCGUACACCCGUGCUGCUGCGGCGGCUGCUUUCUGGACAAACGGACAGGUUUUCCGUGGUUAGAUCUCUUCUGUGAUCUAUUCCCAACAAGGCGUUGACACUGUUCGCGUUACGAUUUUUUACCUGUCCACAGUAGUGUGUUUGGAUGUGUUCCCAACUAUGUGAAUACAGCAAGUGCGUGAGUGUGUGCAUAUUUUUUGUUUCGUGUGUGUGUGUACAUUCCAGAUGACAAAAUGACACUUGCAGUGCGAUAAACCCGGCGCGCAACGAAACAAUCUAACAGCAGCCCGAUCAGUGACAGCAAAACAAUUAGCACACACCAACACUCAUUCUAGCGAAGAGAGAGUGUUUAGAGUGUUUUAGUGUGUAUUUGUGUGUGUUUCAUUUCGAAGGAUCUUCUAGCUAGCGAAGGAGCCGGAAAGCUGCCCGUCUACAAUCAAACGCAGAAGGUGUUUCAGCACGAUCAAACAGCCAGCUUUUCGAGAGGGGGCUUUUUUCGCCACCUUUGGGGUACAGGCCGGCACGCAGGUAGUACACCCGAGGCUCCACGGAACCCGCCACCCCGGGCAGGCGAGCGAGCGAGCGGGCGUGUGAGGCGCUGGGUAGAGAUUCAUCUUCGAACCGCCCGUCCGGUGCUGCCGCCAUCACCACGGACCAUCCGAGGGGAGCCGGUUUCGAUCCCGUGUUCAGCAUGUUGACCGACAUGAGCCCAUCGGCCGGGGCACAGUUCUACAGCACCCAGAUACCGGCGAUGGGCAUGAACAUCACCAACAUUGCCACCCACAUGCAGAAACCAUCGGAACAUCCGGGAUUGCGCGGCACACCGCUAGCGAUGCUGGCGGCACAGUGCAACAAACUGUCCAGCAAGUCGCCGCCACCGUUGGCGGACGCGGCCGUCGGCAAAGGGUUCCACCCGUGGAAGAAGAGCCCGAUCUCGUCCGGGCCCCACUCACCCUCGAACACACAGUCGGUCGGGCUGGGCGGCGGUGGCAACGGCUCCGGCGUUAGCAGCGGUGGCGGAGGAGGCGGCGGCGGAGGAGGUGGCGGCGGAGGAGGCGGUGGGGGAGGGCUGGGUGGCAAUUCUGUGCUGCAGUCGUCGCUUGGGCGGCUCUCGUCGUCCGGAAGCUCGUCCACCAUCAGCCCGAUGGCGAAUCUGACGUCCAGUGAUCUUUACUUUUCCGGCGCGUCCGGGUCGCCGGGUGGCUGCGGGGCGGACAACGCCCACCACAGCCUGCAGCACGCGCUCGGCGGCAAGGUCGGCGGCGACGGGGGCGGCCCGGGCCAGGCGAGCUCGUCGGCAGCGGCGGCGGCGGCCGCCGCCGCCCAGCUCGGCUCGGUGUACGGCCGCCACCCGUACGACUGGCAUCCGUUCAACGCGGUCGGCAAGCCGGACGCGAACGGGCUGGGCGGCAACGGGGGCCACGGCACGCCGACCGGCUGGUGGGACAUGCACGGGGCGGCCGGCAGCUGGCUGGACAUCGGCACGAGCGCGGCCGCCGGCAUGCACGCGGCCACGAUGGCGAACUAUGCCGCGUCCGCGGCGGCCGCCUCGGUGAGCGGCUCGGAGCAUUACGCCUCGACGCUGACGCACGCGUCCCUCACCAACACCGCCCAUCUGCUCGGCUCCGGCCAGCACCUGCUGCAGGACAGCUGCUACAAGAGCAUGCUGCAGCCGGGCGGCGUGAGCGUCGGCCAGUCCGCGGCCGGCGGGUUCGGGCUCGGCCCGCACGCGGGAGGUUCGCCGGCACCGCCACCGAGCGCCCCGCAGGCACCGUCGCCGCGCAGCCAGCGGCGCUACUCCGGCCGGGCGACCUGCGACUGCCCCAACUGUCAGGAGGCGGAGCGGCUCGGGCCCGCCGGCGUGCACCUGCGUAAGAAGAACAUCCACAGCUGCCACAUACCCGGCUGCGGCAAGGUGUACGGGAAGACGAGCCACCUGAAGGCGCACCUCCGGUGGCAUACCGGCGAGCGGCCGUUCGUCUGCAACUGGCUGUUCUGCGGCAAGCGCUUCACGCGCUCCGACGAGCUGCAGCGGCAUCUGCGCACGCACACAGCGAAACACGUCAAAACCCACAACGGCGGCGGCGCGAGCGGCGGUGGCAGCGGCGGCGGCGGCGGUGGUGCUAGCGGUGCUGGCGGCGGUGCUAGUGGUGGUGGUAGUGGUGGUGGUGGUGGUGGUGGUGGUGGUGGUGGUGGUGGUAGUGGAGGUGGUGGUAAUGCUGGACCUGGAUCGGGCACCAGCAGUGGUGGUGGAGGCAGCGGUUCCGGAGCGGCCAGCUCGGCCAGCACCGGCGGCGGCGGCAACAGUGCGGCCAGCGAGGGCAACAGCACGAGCGGCCGGUCCAGCGGCAACGGGAACGAGAGCACCAAAAAAGGCACUACCUCACAGGCCCAGCAGCAACCGAUGGACGCACACUGCAGCGAUGGGGAGGAGGGUGGCGCAGGCGGCGUCACCGGCGGCUCGGUCGCUGACCAUCUGCACGGCGGACCGCUGGGCGGGCUGGCCGCGGCGCACGGCGUGAUGGGCGGGGGUCCGCCCGGCAUGCUCGGCGGUGGCUCCUGCCACUCGAUGGGCUCGCCCGGACUGUCCCAUCAGCAGCAGCAGCAGCAGCAACACCAUCAACCAGGCACCGGCACACAUCACCAUCACCCGCAUUCGCAUCAUCCACAUCACGCACAUCAUCAUCAUCAGCAACAGCAGCAGCAUCAUCACCAUCAUCAUCAGCAGCAGCAGCACCACGCGCACACGCCCAGCCCGGGCCUGGAGCACGUCAGCCAGCAGCAGCAGCAGCAGAUGGACGUGAAGCCGGGCAUCGUCUGAGGGAGUGCGGCGGAGUGGCACUGGUCGCAGCAGAGCCGGCGGGACGGAGGCGCUGAAGGUAGCUCCCACACAUACACACCCUUCGAAACUAGCUUAAUGUCUAAUGUCUAGGUAGUAGUGCGGACUGUUCACGGCCCCGAAACAGGCGGGACGGGGAGCAAAGCAGAGGUAGGGGGAGGGGGGGGGAAAGUACACAGGUGAACCUGUAAACAUGUUUACUUAACUUAAACACACAGGCGCGCGCAAAAGAAAAAGCAAACACAUUGUUAUUUUAUCCUCAAGAGUAAGGACGCGCGAUUUCCUGAGGAACUUCGUCAAGAGGAGGCUCACUUACACUUGUUUUGUUUUUGUCGACGACGUUUGUCCUAUAGGCCUUGUGCAGCAUGCAACACAGCAGGACGGCAGAAAGGUGAAAAGGUCAUCGCACCGCAGUCGCCAAAGCGUAACGUCCAGCGCGAAAGGUGGCGUCAGUGCUGUAAAAUGUCACUAUCGAUGUCAUUUAAAAAAAUCUAUGUCAGCGUCAUAAUCUGGAGUGAUACUCAAAACUCGAUUGGUGUGAUCAAUGCAUGCUUCGUGACAUUUUUGUGCACAACGCUUGGUCAAUCACUUGGUCAAGUUAUGACAUCUUUUUUUUACUGUGAUCAGUUCUGCAAAAUGUCAUUGACAUUGUCAGGAUUAAUUCCGGCUGAAACAAAAUCAU